AUGUGUGAUUUACUAUCACAACCAGCACCAUCAUCACAACAGAGAACAGGACAAAAAUUAUCUACACGACAAUUAAGUAAAGAUCAAAAUCAUUCAUCAAUCAUGGAUUCUACUAUUGGGAUUACUAAUAAUACUUCUAGUUCCACCUCAACGAAUGCUGCUACUGCCAUUGCUUCUGCUACUAGUAAUCCUGUGGAAGUAUCAAAUAUGUGUACAUCUGGAACAGUUUCAAAUCGUUCAAAUUCAUCCCUCGUGAAUAAUCGUUCAUUGAAGUUUAAACAGCAACAACAAAAGUCUGAAUUAAGCACACCAGUUGAUAAUCAUUUAUCCCUUUAUACCAAUGUUAAUACUGCUACAACCACUUCUGCUACUGGUACCAGUAGUAUAUGUUCAUUAGGAUCGCUAAAUGAGGAUUAUAUCAACAAACUUAGCUCUACUUCAAAAGAACAUAAUCAUAUUUCAUUCAAUGGUGAUAUUCAGCAAAAGUGUUCAUCGAAUGAAACAAUCCAUUCAUCGUUGAUUGAUAUGACUACUCAAUGUUCAACUGUUGAUCAAAAAGUUAAACAUGAUCAAUGUUCAAUGAAUCCAUUAAAAUCGCCGCAUUCACCUUCAUCACCCUCCCCCUCCUCUUCACCUUCUUCUUCUUCGUCAUCUAUACCAUCUCCUUCAAAUCAUAAUCAGUCGUCAAGAAAAGCUGACAACUCACAAUGGAACACUGAUGAUACCAAAAAUAUUCAUGAAACCAAAGAAGAAAACAUAACGAACUCUUGCAAUAUAAAGUCAUCAACAGAUAUGACAGAUGCUACAAGUUUAAUCGGUGGAAAUAUUUCAAUGAAUCCUAAAUCUCUUCAUCAUGAAUAUAAAUCAGUAAAAAGUUUAGAUAAUCCUAAUUUAUCAUCUCAUUGUUCAGAUAAUGAUUCUAAUCUUGAUGAAGAAGAUGUAGAGGAUGUUGAUGAUGAUGAGAUGAUGAUGAUGAUGAUACCUAUCUAA
Heterobilharzia americana is the source of this 990-nucleotide messenger RNA. The record is from the annotation of a GenBank genome assembly. NCBI's taxonomy places the organism in Eukaryota, Metazoa, Platyhelminthes, Trematoda, Strigeidida, Schistosomatidae.